Sorex fumeus (smoky shrew) is the source of this 2073-nucleotide messenger RNA. RefSeq names its product aph-1 homolog B, gamma-secretase subunit (gene APH1B). Gene Ontology annotation, molecular function: protein-macromolecule adaptor activity. Bases 92 to 865 code for a protein of 257 amino acids. Gene Ontology annotation, cellular component: gamma-secretase complex; endoplasmic reticulum; membrane. Gene Ontology annotation, biological process: protein processing; Notch receptor processing; Notch signaling pathway. Lineage: Eukaryota; Metazoa; Chordata; Mammalia; Eulipotyphla; Soricidae. The transcript has 6 exons. The record is from RefSeq and is a predicted model, not a curated record.
GGCGGCCUCCCGGGCUCGGCGGGCCCCGCGCUCUGCUGUCACCCCCGGGCACGGCUUUUCCCCGGCCCCGAGGCCGGCUUCUGCGGUCGCCAUGACGGCGACCAUGUUCUUCGGCUGCGCUUUCAUUGCCUUCGGGCCUGCGCUCGCCCUCUACGUCUUCACCAUCGCCACCGAGCCGUUGCGCGUCAUCUUCCUCAUCAUCGGAGCAUUCUUCUGGUUGGUGUCUAUCCUGGUUUCCUCCUUUCUUUGGUUCAUAGUAGGACUCAUUACUGGCUACAGAGAUGAACCGGCACCAAAAUAUCUGCUAAUCUUUGGGAUGUUCAUCUCAGUCUGUAUCCAAGAAUUGUUCCGGUUUGCCUAUUAUAAACUUUUAAAGAAAGCCAAUGAGGGUCUGAAGAAUUUAAACACGGAAGAGUCCGCACCUUCCAUGAGGUUGCUGGCCUAUGUUUCUGGCUUGGGCUUUGGAAUCAUGAGUGGAGUAUUUGCCUUUGUAAAUACCCUGUCUAAUGCCCUGGGACCAGGCAUCGUGGGUAUACAUGGAGAUUCUCCCCAUUUCUUCAUAAAUGCAGCUUUCAUGACGCUGGUUAUCAUACUGCUGAACAUGUUCUGGGGGAUUGUGUUUUUUGAUGGCUGUGAAAAGAAGCAGUGGUAUAUCAUUGUCAUCAUUCUCCUGACCCAUAUACUGGUGUCCAUGCUGACCCUCCUAAGUCCUCAUUAUGAAAUCAGUCUGGUGUCAUCAUAUAUCAUCAUGGUGAUCAUGGGCAUCUGGGCGUUCUUUGUUUCUGGAGGCAGCUGCCGAAGCCUGAAACUCUGCUUGCUCUGCCAAGACAGGGACUUCCUUCUCUUCAAUCAGCGUUCCAGAUAAUAGGCCCCAAGAACCAGCAUCUCUCAAACAGUAAGCUGUGUCUUUGGAGGAAGCACAAAUGUGCCUUUUCCUAAAAGUCUCUUUUCCAGGUAGAAUUAGAAAAAAACAAAACUUAUCAAGCACCCAAAUGGCUUUCACAUAGCAGCACUGUUAAAGGGAGACUUCUAGGAGGUGCAUCCCUGCUGCCCAUACUAGUCACCUGGGGAAACACAAGGAACUCUGCUGUCAGGCUUCUCUCCAGAGAAAUUGGUCUGGACAUUUUUAACAUUUUAAUUAGAUUAUUAUUAUUAUUUUGACCAUACCUGGUGGUGCUAGGGGAGGUUCCUCUCAGCUUCAUGCUCAGGAGUUGCUCCCGGCGGUGCUCUGGGAAUCCCUUGCUGUUGGGGAUCCCCCAUGCAAAGCCUGCGCUUUGAACUGGACAAUUUUAUUUUUCCUUACACUUCCCAAAAGACACUAUUGUGCAGCCAGGUUGAAAACUAUUGGUUUCCAAAUAGGAAGUUCCUGAGACUAUCCUAAGUAAAUAAGAAUCAGAUGUGUAGUUGUCACUUAAUUCACCUUAUGCUGAGCAAGUCAGUAUCUGCAUGUCAGAUCCUGGUGAGCUUGUGAUUUUUCUUUAAGUUCUGAAGUCACAAAGGAAAAAGGGCUAUCUCACUUGUGAACUGUUUUUAUGGACUGCACUCAGACCCAUUCUUCUGAGAACACGGUAGGCGAUGCUUCUAAAUGCAAUUAUGGCAUUGGCUUACCAUGAAAAUUUAGCCAGAGUCAACUAUUAUGUACUAAGUAGUAUUUUUCUGCAUUUUUUUUGCUUUUUUUUCAGUCUAGGUUUUGCUUUUAGUCUAGAGGCUUCGUUUUUAAGCAUAGAUAUAUUUAACUUUAAAACUCAAUUCUAACUUCCUGGGAAGGUAUUCUAAAACCAAGAAUUUUGUGUACUUCUGUAAACCUUUGCUUUGGUGAAGGUUUUCCGUGGGCUCUGCUCCAGAGCAGUGUUUGUCAGUAAGUGCCACUGUGUAAAGCAUGUUGUUUUCUCUGUCAGGCGCAUGUGCCGGUGGCCGAGAUCUCCCCAGGGAUAGGCUUUGCUUGAGCUGGCAGAAGUUUGACCAGAGCAUAAGGAAACCAAGUCAGUAGUGUGGUACAAACACGCUAAAUUUCCUUUUGAUCUAUCUGCCCAGCAUGUUCCCCCAGUGGUGGAGAAUAAACCUGGAAAUGUG